AACUUUCAAGUCCAAGAACUAUUUCUACAUUUCUAGGAGAUGAAAAGUUUGUAGUAUUUGAAUGCAAGAUAAUUUAUUCCUUCAAAAAAAAAUGCAAGAUAAUUUAUGUUUAUUUGAUGACUGUUUAAUAAUGUGUGCAUGUAAGUUUGGGGUUGAUCCAAUGAUGAUGUGGGAGUUUGACCAUUUCAGCUCCAGAUCUACACAUUUGCCAGCCUGUCUUCUUCACUUUCCGUUGCCUCUUACCUGCAACUCCCUCCUCUCUCUCUCAAUCGACAUACUUUCUUCGUUGAACGGAUCUUUCCUUUUUUGCCUUCCCUUUUCCAUACUCAUAAUAGUACUGCUCAUCAUAAUAAAUAAUAAUUAUAACAAUACCAUCACCAUAUUGUUUAUUCAUAUAAGCUAAUCAAGUUCCUCCUGCCUCUCUACACCAACCAACAUCCUCCUACUUCAUAGUGGCAGCAUAGGUUUUGAAAUGAUAAAGGAAGAGGAAAAGGAUGGGGCUUCAGGUGGAAGUUGGAGAACAUACUCGCGUUCAGUGUCAUGGACUGAACGCCCACCAAGAGCCUCUACUUCUACUUCUAAGCCACAAUGGAACAGCAAAGCACGUUCUUGUUUGCCGCCUCUUCAGCCUCUUUCUAUCAUCCGUCCGAGCAUUGAGGAAUGGCCUAGAGCUGGUUCUGAUGAUCUUGGCGUAUGGCCUAAUAAUCCUCCUACCCCUGGUGGGAAGCCUCCUGGAUCAGUGACUCCUCGUGAGAACUCAAAUUCUGAUCAACCUCCUAGAGAAUUUGAGUUUAGAAAGGACAAGCUUGCCUUCUUCAAUAAGGAAUGUUCGAGGAUUCUUGAUCACAUCUAUUUAGGGAGUGAUGCAAUUGCCAAGAAUCGUGAGAUCCUACGCCAGAAUGGGAUCACCCACGUGCUCAACUGUGUGGGGUUUGUUUGCCCGGAAUAUUUCAAGAAUGAGCUUGUGUACAAGACUCUUUGGCUGCAGGACUGCCCGUCCGAGGAUAUCACAAGCAUUCUCUAUGAUGUGUUCGAUUAUUUUGAGGAUGUUCAGGAGCAAAGUGGGCGUGUCCUUGUUCACUGUUGCCAGGGGGUAUCACGGUCUACUUCAUUGGUGAUUGCUUAUCUCAUGUGGAAGGAGGGGCAGAGCUUUGAUGAUGCAUUCCAGCAUGUCAAAGCAGCAAGAGGAGUGACUAAUCCAAAUGUGGGAUUUGCUUGCCAACUUCUGCAGUGCCAGAAGCGUGUGCACGCACUGCCUGCAAGCCCAACUUCUCUUCUUAGGAUGUAUCGAAUGGCACCACACUCGCCAUAUGACCCCCUUCACCUUGUGCCUAAAAUGUUGUCUGAACCAGGUCCAGAUAAGCUUGACUCUCGUGGUGCAUUCAUCAUUCAAAUUCCUUCAGCUUUAUAUGUCUGGAUUGGGAAGCACUGCCCUGCGAUGCUGUCAGAUAAUGCCAAGGCAGCUACCUUGCAAGUUAUUCGCUAUGAGAGGGCCCAGGGUCCAGUUAUAACUAUCAAAGAAGGUGAAGAGACAUUUGAGUUUUGGGAUGCCCUCACUUACAGGAAGAGUUUGACAGAUGGAUGUGAAGCAAUGUCCGAGGAGGUAAAGAGCUUGUCUGCAGGGUCUCACUUAGUGACUGAAUUAAUUCAUCCUGGUCUUGAUCAAAGGAAACUUGCUGAGUAUGAUUUAGAUUUUGAAAUCUUUAACAGAGCACUGGCUGGUGGGGUGGUACCACUGUCUCCAUUAUCAGGAGCAGAAACGGAGACAUGUCUUCCUGCCAGAGAGACUGGUUGGAACAGAUUCAGAAGAAAAUUUUCUAGUGGCGUUGUCAAAGAACUUCUCACCUCUUCUAAGUUGAACUCUUGUAAAUUUGCCUUACCGAUAUGUGGUGAGCUGCUGACAAUGGACACUUGCAAAGAAGUUGAUGAUUUUGUCUCCCCAGCCAAUCUUUCAACAUCUACCAGUGAUAAGUGUGAUUCACCUGAUUCACUUUCUUCAUAUGUAACGAGCAGCCCAGCAUGCAGUAAGAAUAACUUGACAGAAGUGGCAUUUCCAGCCCCUCUUUCUGAUUGUUCACUGUCACGAUCACCAUCAUUCAACUUGGUGGAAUCUUUUUCAUCUUUUCUUGUCAGUAAACCGAAGUCCAGUUCCACGUCACCAUCACUCUCACCUUCAACAUCUGAUUACUCAAGUUCAUUUACCUUUUCUCCUUCAUCGUCUAACUGGUCUGACCUAUCACAUGUGUCUGCUCAGCCAUCACCGAACGGACUUGGAUGCAGUGACUUUGAUCCUAGCAAGAGUGGUCCUUCAGAGGAAACUGUUGGUUCUGCUGAUGGUGAAAGUACAUAUUUACUUGAUAAUGCAACUUCGCCUCCGGAAAAAGAGGUAAAUUCUGCUAACCUUGCCUUGAGAGCGGAAGGUUCAUGUCCUACCUAUAAAGAAACUUGGCCCUCCCAUUUGGGGCAUCGAGGAAGCAAUAUUCCUCCAAAGAUGAGUUUGCCUUCCCAUUAUGAAGCUUCGCAAAACUUGACUAGACAUUUGGAAGAUGAUAUUAUGAAAGACGCUGAUGCCUGCAACUUCAAAUGUGAUGUGUCUUUUGAGAUGCAGGAGAAAGAUCUGCUUUCAGAUUCAAACAGCUAUAUGGCUGAGGAUGAAGUUUCAAGUAGAUUACUAGCUAAUAAUAAAGCAACUGGCACUAAUAACCUAGUAUUCUACAAGUGGCCCUCCAUGCUUAAACUGGACACACAUUCUGGCACACUUGAUUCUGGAUCCAUAUAUGUCAUACUUAUGCCGGCAGCACAUUUUGGCACGGAAAAUGUUGAUGUUUUAUAUUUAUGGAUAGGGUGUAAUGUGUCAUCAGAAGGAAGCUAUAGUCAGUUGAUCAGGAAUGAUGGCAAAUGUGAAGAUAGUCACGCCAUUGUGGAAUUGGUAGAUCGUAAUCUUCUCAUUCAGAAGGGUUUUAGCACAGAUGCUCAAAUUAAGAUAGUGAAGGAAGGUGAGGAACCAGUGGAGCUCCUUGAGCAUGUGAGUCUCCUCUCGCUAAACAAGAUGUAGAUUGUGGGAAAGUGUAACUCAGGAGAUACAGACAGUAAGUAACUUUUAGUUUUGUACGUACUUGCCGCAGCUCCAAGGAGUUGCGUGUUGGCAUCCCAAAGCAGGCGAAGUUGUUGAUUCUGCUUGUGAGAUGAAAGGCGAUAAUCUCAUUUUGAAAUUUUAGAAGAGAAUGUACAAGAAAUAAUCUUCUGAAUUUUAAGGUUGGGAAAUAUAAGUAAAGAGCUAUGUGCGUUCUUCAAAUUUGCUCAGCACCAAAGGUGUUGUUUUUCCCAGUUACAUCAAUGCAGGAGGAUGGUUGUACCUUUUCCAAGUAUCUUGAAUCACUGCUUGUACAUUGUCUGCAUUCUUGCUUCAAAUCUUUCUUCUGUUUCA
Molecule: messenger RNA, 3427 nt
Organism: Salvia miltiorrhiza (redroot sage)
Lineage: Eukaryota; Viridiplantae; Streptophyta; Magnoliopsida; Lamiales; Lamiaceae
Product: protein-tyrosine-phosphatase MKP1-like
Exons: 3
Coding region: 473-3055 (860 amino acids)
Biological process (GO): protein dephosphorylation
Molecular function (GO): protein tyrosine/serine/threonine phosphatase activity
Source: RefSeq, a predicted model, not a curated record